AUGGUUAACGCUAAGGAUAAGAUUAGAAUGAUAAUAGUACUUUGGUUAGAAAUAGAAUUAGCAUUAGGGAUCGGGUUAAUAGUGGCUCUUUGGUUAGAAAUAGAAUUAGCAUUAGGGAUCGGGUUAAUAGUGGCUCUUUGGUUAGAAAUAGAAUUAGCAUUGGGAUUGGGUACUUUGAUUAGAAUAGAAUUAGCAUUAAGAAUCGGGUUAGUAAUAGUACUUUGGUUAGAAUUAGAAUUAGCAUUAAGAACCGGGUUAGUAAUAGUACUUUGGUUAGAAAUAGAAUUAGCAUUAAGAAUUGG
Dentiscutata erythropus is the source of this 302-nucleotide messenger RNA. Lineage: Eukaryota; Fungi; Glomeromycota; Glomeromycetes; Diversisporales; Gigasporaceae. The record is from the annotation of a GenBank genome assembly.